This is a messenger RNA of Drosophila teissieri, 5225 nucleotides long. Its product is annotated as large proline-rich protein bag6-A. Lineage: Eukaryota; Metazoa; Arthropoda; Insecta; Diptera; Drosophilidae. The transcript has 11 exons. The record is from RefSeq and is a predicted model, not a curated record. The coding region runs from base 382 to 4386 and encodes 1334 amino acids. Gene Ontology annotation, cellular component: BAT3 complex. Gene Ontology annotation, molecular function: polyubiquitin modification-dependent protein binding; misfolded protein binding.
CGCUGCGAGAGUUGGCAACACUGCCACACUGUCAAAUUCCAGUAAUUAUUCUCCUCUACUGCUGUUGUAGAAUUGCAAAGUCGUUCGGCACUUUAGCAUAGAAGUCCAGCAUAUAUUUGCCCGAUCCGAAAGCAGGCGGAGAUCAGUGAAAAGAUAUACGUAUUUACCGCUAUUCGAGCAGUGCGAAAACGUGUCCGGAAAAGCCAAAGGCCAGCGACAGCGAGUGCGAGCGAGAGCGCAGGUGACAGCGACACCGACAAGAAACCCCGCUCCCCACCCCUCCGCCAACAAACCCUUUUCGACUGUUUUUUUGCACGGCACGGGGAAAACCGAAAGAAAAACGAGAUUUUCAAUUGAUUUGCGACGCAGUCCGGCCGGAAAAUGCUCAUAAACCUUAAGGUGAAGACCUUAGAUGCGCGCACCCACGAAUUCAGCAUCGACAAUGAGCUCACCAUCCGCCAGUUCAAGGACCAAAUAGCCGAGAAGACGAACAUUGCGGCGGAGAACCAGCGUAUCAUCUACCAGGGUCGCGUUCUGGCCGAUGAUAAGCAGGUGAAGGAGUACGAUGUGGAUGGCAAGGUGCUUCAUGUGGCCGAACGACCUCCGUUCUCUCAGCGCGGAGCUAAUGCCCGGAACAAUGAUGAACCCAUGCGCACCUUCCGCAAUGUGGCACGUCCUCCGCCGCCAGGAAUGCGCACUUCUCCGUAUUUCCGCGCCCUCGACGGCAUGCUGGUGGGCACCAUGGCCAUACCCGUGAACAAUGGUCCAGUAGCAGGGCAGACUCGUCCUCCACCGAAUCGUUAUCCCAACUCCUCGUCCUUCUGCAUUAACCGCAUCACUGUGGCCCUGCACAUGAUCGAUUGCGCCGACAAUAUAGCAGCCUAUCUGGAAAAUCCAGCUGUUGGUCUGAACAAUCAAUCACUGGACAUUCUGCAGCGUGGUCGCUGGUCAAUGGAGUCCACUGUCGUGGAAGUGGGUGUUUCUUCGACGGAUCUGCCGCGCAACAAUAACAUCAUUGAUAUGGUCCAAGAUGCUGUGACCGCUGCUCUUUCGCGUACUGGCGCCCGCAACUAUACGGUGGUGCAGCUGCCCACGGUUUAUACCAAUGAGAAUGGCGAGACCAGCCAGCAGAGGGCCGGCGAAGCUGGAACCAGCGAAGGAGCAGCCAGCGGAGCUGCAAGCAAUGCUAGUGGUGAAACCACAGCGGCCACUGUGAUUAUCGAGGAUGUUAUCGAAACGGACGACGAAGCUGCUGAUGGAGCAUCAGAUCGUUCGGUCACGCCAACACCAGAGCCGGAGGCGGAGGGAGCAGUUGGUGGCCAGCCAGCCACUGCAGCAGAGACUCCCACAUCCUCGGCUGGAUCAGCCAAUGACGCGGCUGCAGAAGGAGGCAACAACUCGGGACCCAGGCGCCGCACUCGUCCUCAGGUGUUGGCCCAAGUGAUUCAGCACUAUCGUGGCGUACAGACUCGCUUGGCGCCUUUUGUGGAUCGGUACUACGAGAUUCUCCAGAAUGAUCCCACUUUCGAGGAGAGUGACACCGCUGGACGCGAGAACGCGCAGCGAAUCUUUGAUCGCGUUUCGGAGGCCUUCCACUACCUUUCGCACGCCCAGCACGCUAUAUCCGAUUUAAUGCUUGAUCUGUCGCAGCCAGGACCACGUGUGCUCACCUGCCGACCCAUUCUCGUCGAGCAGAGCGGCUACAUACGCUCCAAUAACAUUUUCACGCCCAACUUUUUGGCACCGGCUUCGGGUCUCCUUAACGAGCCUUUCCGUAACAGAGCACCUGGUACUGCCUCUGCAGCUGGCACGCAAACGCCCACCACCGCAGGCACUCCAACUGCUGUGGCACCGCCGCAGGCUGCCAAUUUGCAGGCGGCCACUGAUGCCAGCCGCAGUGCAGCGGCCAUGGCGGAGAUUGCCAGUCGAGCUGCUGGAGCCGCUGCGGAAAUGGCUGCUGGAGCUGCGAGUGCCGCUGCCGCCGCUGCUCGCGAUUUAUCCAGUGAUCAAGUAGAGGAUCCCGUCGACGAGCCUAUGGUGGCUCCAAAUGCAGCAGGUGCCGCAACAUCAGCACAACAGCAGCAGCGUCUCGAAAUGGAUCACGACCAAGAUCAAAAUCAAAGCGAAACUCCCGAACGAGAAAACCGACCAGAGCCUAGGCUGCGUGUCUAUGUGCCAGUGACCCUGCCACCGCGCAAUACCCAAAUGGAAAUGGCUCGAAUUAUCCAGGCAAUGGUCAAUGGUCAACGGCCAAACGAUGUUCAUGUGGAAUUCAAUGCCCCCAACGUCAUGUCCAUUAACUUGCCCGUGCAUGUGAUGACGACAGUGCGACAGGCUCCGGCACCUGGAUCAAGCGAAACAGCAGAACCUUCUGCGUCUGAAUUCUCCCCUGAAAGUGCGCCGGCAACGGGCAAUGCGGAGUCUCCAAAUGCAGCAUCAACAUCAAGUGGAACACGCAGUGGAGAUCAGAGGGCCAAUACCUUGCCCACCACAUCCACCCAAACGCGCUCGACAUCUAGGCCACAGAUUCAGAUUGGCGGAAACAACAACUGGGGCGGACGCAUUGCUCCAACACACACGGCAUUCGACCGCUUCCUGCCUUGCAAUAGUCAUCACAUUCGGGAACCCGAGCAGCUGCUCCAAAACAAUAAUACCAACCGCAGCACGUCCACAGCACCAGCAGGAGGGGCCAGCGUUCUGUCGCCUACAGCCGCUGCCGUAACUCGUCCUGUCACCACUGGUCGCAUCCAGCGCGGCAGCAACACGUUCCGCCCAAUGUGGUCGUCGCGUCGCCAGCGACCAGCCAGCGAGCAACUAAACAGCCUGCGACCGGCAGCCUGGGCGCAGGCGCAGACCCAAACCACUCAUGCUCAAGCUGCCCACGUUGGUGCUGGCAGCACCAAUGGGGCCGGAGUCGGAGCCGGGGCCGGAGCCGGGAGAGUGCGGCCCACGGGAGGAUCGCCCAUCAAUCGCGAUCGGCUGGCGGCUCGAACGGCCCACGUUGGCGGUGGCAGCACCAACGGAGGCUUGCCCUCUGGCCGGCGGGGGCGACUACAGGCCGCCACCAGCCGCCUGUCACGACAAUUUCCCACCCUACUCGCUAAUUUUUUGCUUAAUAAUCUGAGAAAUAAUGCGCCAACAGCUUCGGUAGGCAGCGCUGUCGCCGCCGAGGGAGGUUCGGCCGCCUCAUCGUCAGGAGAAGCUGCCCCAAUUGCUUCUACCACACCAGUUGGUCCACCGCAAACUGUUUUGCCGACAUCCACACCCACUGCCGGCGGAGAUUCAAACAACCUGCGUUCGCAGCUGCGCAGCUUCCUCAACGACAGCCUAUUUGUCGGCGUGCCCAUCAACGAGCAGACCAUCCCAGGGGCCAUUGGUCGCGCACUAGACUGGUUCGCGGAGAGCCUGGUCUACCUGCCGCAGUACGAGCGGCCGGAGUACAACUCCCGCGACUCGGUGUGCAACAUCCUGCGAGUCAGCCUCCGUUUGAUCAUCGAGCUUUGUAAUGGAGCUCCGGGCGGCGCUGAUGGUGCUCAGUUCGAGCAAAGUCUCAAACAGAUCUGUGACCAGUUCCGCAAGCGCCUCUACAGCGUUCUCUUCUUGUGUCUUGGAAGCGCGAAUGCGGAGCUCUACUGGCGCCAGCUAAUGCGCCUGCUUUGCACACCGAUGCGAUCCAACUUCCGCAACGAAGCCCUGCAGUUCUUGUGCAUCUACAUAGACCCCACGAUUCCUGCCCAGACUGACACAGCAGAUGCCCAACAGUUCCUGGUCCUGCGCAGCGUUCAAGCAGCUCCUCCAACAGCUGCCGACGAACCAUUCGUGGCGCCGCCGCCUUUUGCCCUCAACCCACAGCAGCAGCAGCCGCAAGAGCAAUCCCUGGACACGGAUGUUGAGAUGGCUGAAGUGGCCGCCAGCAGCAGCAGCAGUUCCCCGGCAGCCGACCUACCCGCAGUGAUUGUGGGCUCAGAGCCCUGGCACAUGAGUUUCCCCAAUGAUUGGUUGCCAGUGAUAACGCGCGACCUACAGACCCAGGCAGAGCAGAGUAGUCGUCCCCAGCCGCCGUUCUCGGAUGCCUACAUCUCGGGCAUGUCCGCCAAGCGGCGCAAGAUAAUUCAGUCGGAAAAGCCGACGGCCAGCGUGGAGUGUCUCAUAGCGAACGGAGUGCAGAGGGCUAUCCAAAGCGUCGGUUUGGGUGGAACCAGUGGUAGCGCCUCAAGUUCGUCGAUCAGUAUGGAUACCGUAAUCGGUUCCAUUGCUCACGACUCCACCGUUCAGGCUGCCUACACGGAUGCGGUGCGGAAUAGUUUAAAAGAGCGUAUCAAGCAGGAUGUGGAUUUUAAGUCCAGCAAGUAUCCACAGAUCGCCAAGUUCGCCGAGCAAAAGUAAAGGGGAGGUGCAGCGAUGAAAACCCACACCGGCCACCUUGUGCUUGUUGUACAUUUUACUUUAAUGAAUUGUAUUUAAUUUACUUAAUGGCUAAGUUCUGUUUAAAUCGAGAAGACGACGAAGUUUGCGACAACACCAACACACGGAGUGGACCCUUAGCAAAUGCUUCAAACUAUUUAGACUAAUAAUAUCCAACUGAUAUUUAUCCACACACACACAAACACACAAUGGUUCAAGACACAGAGCCCAAUCAAAAACGAUUUUUGCGCUGCAUGAAUGAGCAUGAAUAAACACACAUAUUAACCGAAAGAAUGGCGAUUGGAAUCGGAUUAAAUGGACUUGGAUAUGGGACCACACACCGAGCGGAAUGCUUUCAAUUGUCCCAAAUGGCGGUGGCGUCCCCGCGUCGCAUGACGUGCUGCAAAAGCAGACCAGACCCGUGACGACAGCCGAAUUCCGAAUUCCAGCCAAGUAUUUUGGCCGGCGCCAAAUCGCCAUUGACGUGAGCCGAUGGCACAUGAUUGCUGGCCGGCCGAUGACGACCAAGCCGGAAUGUGCAGAUCCAUUCAAGUGGAUAAGCCAUCAGCAGAAGCAUUCCCGGGGGCAUAUCCACACCAACCCAUCGGACCAGCAUCCGAGAGCCUCCCGCACCAUCCAAUUUCAUCGUCAUCGAAUUCCGAAGCCUACGCUACUCUUGUUAUUGUUGUCGCCUGCAAUCGAAACACGAAAAUGUGUCACAUAAAAAUGUUGACAAUAUUUAUGUGCAAAAAAAAAAUCAACACAAAUACCAAGAAGCCGUAAAGAAAAGAAAACAUAUGAAUAAAUAAUAAUUAUAAAUA